AUGUCGAGUAAAAAGCUUAACAGCCAUGAGGAGCAGGAUUCCUUACUAUUGCAGAACUCUAGGGAAUGGACAUCAUUGUUGAAGGAAGGUUUUGCCAUAAUGGUAUUAUGCUCGGCUCAGUUGAUGACCCAGGCAGGUCUAGCUCAGUCAAUAGUUCCACUUCAAAUUAUAGGUGAUAGCUUUGGAAUCAAGAAUCCUGGACAGCUGAGUUGGUUUGCUUCAGCAUUUUCUUUAACAGUGGGUACGUUUAUUUUGAUUGCUGGAAGACUUGGUGACACUUUCGGCCAUAAGAAGUUCUUUGUGAUGGGAUUUUUGUGGUAUGCCCUCUGGUCUAUACUCGCUGGGUUUAGCGUAUACUCAAAUCAAAUUUUUUUUGAUUGUUGCCGUGCAUUUCAGGGAAUUGGCCCUGCAUUUACUCUCCCAAAUGCCAUUGCGAUAAUUGCCCGCACUUAUAGGCCGGGGAGAAAACAAAAUAUGAUCUUUAGCUUAUUUGGGGCAUGCGCGCCAAGCGGAUUUGUUGUUGGGGCGGUGUUCUCUUCUCUUUUAAGUGAGUUCGCAUGGUGGCCUUGGGCUUAUUGGAUAAUGGGUAUUACAUGCUUCUUACUCGGAGUUGCCGGCUAUCUAGUUAUUCCACAUCAUCCUCCAAUACAUCCUGAUGAAAAAUGCAGUCUCGUGGAGCGUAUUGAUGUGGCAGGUUCAGUGACCGGUGUGGUGGGACUUAUUCUUUUCAAUUUCGCCUGGAAUCAAGGCCCCGUAGUGGGGUGGGAAACUUCUUAUACAUAUGCCUUAUUAAUUGUUGGAUCAGCCUUCCUUGCCGCGUUUGGUUUCAUCGAAUCACGUGCUAAACAUCCACUACUUCCGGUGCGUAAACUUUCGAGUGACACCAUCUUUGUGAUGGGAUGUAUCGCUGCGGGAUGGUCCAGUUUUGGUAUUUGGGUGUACUACACGUGGCAGCUAAUGGCGAAUCUCAGAGAUCAGCCCCCCCUAUUGUCUAGUGCUCAAUUCGUCCCUGUAGCAAUAAGCGGACUUUGCGCAGCAAUGUCAACCGAGUUUCUUUUAACACGUACAUCGCCAAGCACAGUUAUGAUCAUCGCCAUGAUCGCUUUCACCGUAGGAAGCAUCUUAGUUGCCACAGUUCCAGUUUCUCAAACGUAUUGGGCUCAAACUUUUGUGUCAAUUAUUGUGAUGCCUUGGGGAAUGGACAUGUCCUUCCCUGCGGCAACAAUCAUUCUUAGUACCGCAAUGCCUGCAAGUCACCAAGGUCUAGCAGCAUCCCUAGUUAACACAAUAAUUAAUUACUCGAUUUCAAUUGGUCUUGGGUUUGCGGGAACAAUUGAAUCUCAAAUCAGUGAUGGAGAAGAUGAUCUAUUGAAAGGGUAUCGAGGCGCUUACUAUAUGGGCAUCGGGCUUGCAGGUCUUGGGCUUGGUGUUGCAAUUUCAUAUGCAAUAUUCCAUUACUCAAGACUCAAAAGGUCUCUCUCUGAAAAGUAUGUGUAG
Molecule: messenger RNA, 1497 nt
Organism: Kluyveromyces lactis
Lineage: Eukaryota; Fungi; Ascomycota; Saccharomycetes; Saccharomycetales; Saccharomycetaceae
Gene: AMF1
Product: Amf1p
Exons: 1
Coding region: 1-1497 (498 amino acids)
Biological process (GO): transmembrane transport
Cellular component (GO): membrane
Molecular function (GO): transmembrane transporter activity
Source: RefSeq, a predicted model, not a curated record